AGAAGUCCCGGGGGAAGCCCCGGGGCACGCUGGGGGCUGUGGUUCUAGUCCUCCGCAGCCGCCCCAAAGGAUGGGGACCCAGGCUCGGAAUGGGGAGGUAGGACUGAAAUUGUCGAAUCCACAUCGUAGGGUUUGGGAGGGGGAAAGGGGGGCUGGUCCAGGGCCACGAUUGGCUGCUGAGACGAGAUGUGGGCGGAGCCUGGCGCGGCGGGGCGAGGCGCGGAGCUGUUCAGAGCACCUGAGGUGCUGAGUCCGAAAGAGGCUCCCGGAGCGGAGCCGAAGCUGAGGCCGCCGCUGCCGCCGCCGCCGCCGCCGCCACCGCCACCACGGUCACCCGCGGAGGGAUGGGACCCGAAGCAAGCUGAGCUACUCCGCAGCCUAUGAACUGACCGUCCUGUGGUAUCGGAGAAAGGGGCGCCCGCCCACCCGCCAGAUAAGGAAUUAGCAGUGAUUCUUGUUGUGAAGAAGGAAAGCCUUACUACGACAUUGGAGCAGACAAGGAGUUCUUCUUCAGGAUUCACGUGGUUCAGCACUGGGAAGACCCUCACUCUUUUCCAGGAAGAUUGCUAUAUGACAAUUUUCGCUUUCCUCCAGGCCAUCUCCGCAGCACAGUAUGGCCCCCUGCAAUGAACAAUGACUGACCUUGGAGGAUUGCGGAGGCCCAAAGAACGGAGCGGUAGACCCCUUUUCUGUGGUCCGGUUGCCCAUCUUCUCUUUUGGAGGUGACGACUUUCAUUAGCAAAUCCGGCACCGACGACCCUUUCCCCCCACCCCACCCCACCCUCAACACACCAGCUUGGACCGCUCAUCGUCUCGGACAUCAUGUAGUAGGGCUUCAACAGGGCGUGACAACUGAGUUGCAAUGGUUUUACACACUUCCCCAUUUCCCUGCUGCUGUCUGUCCAUUCUGCAUCGCUUCUCCUGGGCUCUGAUCUGCCCAUUUUAUUGGCUUAUGGACAGACUCAUAGCCUCCUGGUUACCAAUUACCAAUGAAAAGGGCCAAAAGUGGUCUCUGUGCUGGUUCAUCCGCAUCAUCUUCACCACCCCCAUUUACUUGGCCCUCUGUACUCUGUCAAUACCCAGUGCCAUAUUUGGAUUCCUUUUGUGGAACCCUCUCCAGUUAUGUAGGCAACCAUACAUCUACUCGAGGCUGGAAGACAAGAAUCAGGCCAGUGGUGCCAUACUCCUUAAUGAAUGGAAGGCCACAGGCCCUGGGAAAAGUUUCUGUUUUGGCACUGCCAAUGUCUGUCUCCUCCCUGAAUGCAUGGCGAGAGUGAACAAUCUUUCCAACACACAAACCCGGGCCAAAGAAAUUGGGCAGAGAAUCCGAAAUGGGGCCAGUAGACCCCAGAUCAAAAUAUACAUAGACUCUCCAACAAACACCUCUAUCAGCGCUGCAAGCUUCAGCAGUCUGGCUUCCCCCCAGGGCAGCGAUGGUCCCAACAAAACCGUCAACGUGGGCAUCAAGAGAACGACAUCCAUGGAGUACAAGGGCGACAACGGGAGUCCGAACAACAGCGAAGAGAACAAGAACCCCAAAACGGGGGGCGACUUUCACGAAGGCGAAGACAAUGCCUGUAUCAUCCGGAUCGGCGGAGAGGAUGGAGGCCAGCUCUCUGACCCAGAAGCUGAUGGAGGCGGCGACUGCCACAUGGAGACGCUGCUGGAGAAUAAAGCAGAGGGCCAGAAGGGCCAGACGCCCAACCAUAAGCCGAAGGAAGGGGACGCUGGAAGCUUAGACAGCUACACUGCUUCGAGGGAGUCACUGGUGAAAGUCCGGAUUGGGGAGAACACAGUGGACCAAAGUUCUGUUAACAACAAAUUGCUCCAAAAGACUUCCAUGCUCAAGAAGACCUCUCUGAGAAAAAAGAAGCAUACGGAUGAGAUCUUUGACCAUGAGAUCUCUGCCUUCUUCCCUGCCAACUUGGACUUCUUAUGCUUGCAGGAAGUGUUUGACAAAAGAGCAGCAGGGAAAUUGAAAGACCAGCUCCAUCAAUAUUUUGAAUACAUUCUGUAUGAUGUCGGGAUCUACGGUUGCUGCUGCUCCUGUCCCUGUAAGAUCCUGAACAGUGGCCUCCUCUUUGCCAGCCGCUACCCAAUUAUGGAUGCUGUCUAUCACUGUUAUCCCAACGGAGAAGGGACCGAUGCCUUUUCUUCAAAGGGAGCCUUGUUCGUUAAGGUACAAGUGGGAAGUACACCUCAGGACCAAAGAAUCGUGGGAUAUAUUUCCUGCACCCACUUGCAAGCUGAAGGAGGCUGCUCUUGUUGCUCUCAACCAGAUGACAGCACCAUUCGAUGUGAACAACUGAGUCAGCUUCAGGAUUGGCUAGCUGAUUUCCGAAAAUCUACCUCCUCCUCCAGCACAGCCAAUCCCGAGGAGCUAGUGGCAUUUGAUGUGGUCUGUGGAGAUUUCAACUUUGACAACAGCUCUCCAGAUGAUAAGCUGGCACAACAGCAUUCCCUGUUUACACACUACAAGGACCCCUGCCGAGUUGGUCCAGGGGAGGAUAAGCCGUGGGCAAUCGGUACUUUUUUAAAUCAAAAGCGCCUCUAUGAUGAGGAGGUGUGUACCCCUGAUAAUCUGCAAAAGGUCCUGGAAAGUGAAGAAGGAAGGAAAGAAUACAUUAGCCAACCCACCAGCAAGAACCAUCCUUCCAACCAGAAGGUCUUGAUGAAGGGAAAUGGCAGCAGGAUUGAUUACAUGCUCUAUACUGAGGAGGGGCUCUACUUGGACUGGAAAGUGGAGGUGGAGGAAUUCAGUUUUAUUACCCAGUUAGCAGGUUUGACUGACCACCUGCCUGUGGCCAUGCGCCUGAUGGUCAACACUGGAGAGGAAGAGGUGUAGACGCGCCAGCCGCAUGGUCAGUCAGGAGCCAGGCCGGCCUAAGAAGCCCUGGCCUAUGAUCUUGUGAGACAAAGGACUUUUUCCCGGUGCCACGUGAGCCAGAUGAAAACUCCUGGCCUCCAGUCGCCUCUCCCAGCACCUCCACAGGCUUGACCGGGUCCCUCCCCCAUGGCUCCCUGGAGCUGGGGAAAAGGGCCACGAGGGCAGGAGGUGAGACUAAAAGGGAUCCACGAGGGCUGAGAGCCCUGUCUGGAGUCACCAGGCAGCAGGGUCAGCCUCAAUUUUCUACAUGUUCACUGUGGACCAAGGAAUGCCAGCGGCCAGGCGGGUGGGGAGGGGAGGGGAGGGGAGAGCCGAGCCCUAAUUCCUUUAAAUCAGUGCCAUUCUUACAAAACAUGGUUUUCUAUGAAUUAUACAGCACAACUUAGUUUGUAAUCUGUGGGGUAGUGCUAUUCAUGGGUUUUGCAUCAUUUCUUUGUAUAGCUCUUACAAAGCUGAAGGCUUGGUUUUGGAUUUUUUUUGUUAGCCUGCCAAUGUCGUCAUAGCAUGCCUGUGCCCUAGCAUGCGCUCUGACUGCAUGCCACACACUCAAGAUGAAACAGCCAUUAUGAUAGCCAUAGGGGAAAAACAGAAAAAAGAAAAAAAAGAAUUCGAAAUGCAAUCAGGAAAUAGUCCACGAGGCCCGUUCCAGAGUGCUGGGCAGCCAUUUUUCCUUACCAGCACCACGGGCUUUUCCAAACCAACAAUAAUGCUGUCUCGGCGACAGGGAAAAUGCCGCGUUCCUUUCCAAAGGCCUACAUUUGAGGGGGGUCGAGCUUUAAGAAGAAAACAGUGUGGAGGUUCCCAGGCAGGGAAGGCCCAGGGGGAGCAGGUGGCUCACCCCAAGGGUCAGUCCCCGUCUGGCUCUAGGCUGAAGACUCCCAGGGCUCCUAAUAGAGGCUGGUCAGGGGUGAAAUUCAGAAAAGGGAUGCUUCUGGGAAAGGGAAAACUCGGAAGAGAGACCCUGUGGUUUUAUUGGAGGGAAGGGAAAGAGCACCAUAGAGAUGACUGGGAAGGAGCCAUCUGCAUUUUAAAAAUACUAGUUUGUAGUGUAGUUCUUUCCUCUUUCUAAACCCACAGUCCCGUUCCUAUUGCAUGACCUUUGUUAGCUCCAAACCUGAGUGAUUUUGACCAGAUGACAAGGUUAGGACUUCAGGUUUCUUCUCCAUUGUGUGGCAUCAUUUUGUGAAUUGGGGAAGAAGAAAAAAAAACAAAUCCCUUUGUGCCUCAGUUUGCCCACUGGUCCAGUGGCCUACUGGUCCCUACCUCGCUGGCCCAGCUGAGCCCCAAGGGAGUUGGCAGACAGAUGACUGGCUGUCGAUGAGCGAUAGGUGUCUCCAGGACAAAGGCUGCCUUGGCCUGUCUCUUUCUAUCUCCUCAUCCAAUAGCCAACCCAGACCCCUGGGAUCUCCUUCCCAGUCGCUCAGCACAACUAUCUUUUCUUUUUGGCCCAUGGCCGAGGGGCCCCGGACAGCAAGCCAUAGCAAAGGGUGGAGGGGAAUGACGGAGGAUUCUUUGAGAGCUGGGCCUCCCCGUUCCCACCGGGCUCUUCCAAGGAGGGACUCCUAAUCAAUCAGCCAGACAUGGAAGCGGAAGAGGGGGAUGUCAAGAGAGAAAAUGGCCAAGCCGACCUCCUCCAUUUGUGAGCUGAAUCAUGACUCCUCCUGCCACAGGACCUCUGCACAGACCACACAGACGGAGAGAAAUGGUACCUUGAUGUGUUCUCAGAGGCACAGUCCCUGCGGCAUCCCCCUCCUCCAUCACUUGCUUUCCUUCGACUGGACUUUCUUCUGGCCCCCUCUUUGGCUGGUCCUGGGCUGCUCCGGUCCUAGCCAUCACUGCUGCAGGGGAAAGGUUACACUCAUUCCAGGCUCCCCACGACCACCGCCGGGAUCCGCCGUUUGAUCCCAGAUUUGGAAAUCCAUCUGUGCAGGGGCCCGAAGCCCGGCCAGACCCCCUCACACAACACCUUCCGCCAACUCCGCGUAGGAACAUUGUCUUAAGCACCUUCAGCUUUAAUUCUCUUUGUAGCCUCUUUAACUGGAAGCAAUCAGGCAUUUUCCUCUCCCUCUAACCCACGGGCUUUUUUUAACUCGACGCUAUACUAUUUCUUAGAUUUUGGCCUUGGUUUUUUGGGUGAUCUCCCGUUUUAAACAGAAUGUUAUUACCAAUCGUUCACAUGACCAUACAACACCCUGAGCUCUUACUCACACCUGUCUUAGACCCCAGCCCAGCCCACGGGAAGAACAGGGUGGCGAGCGCCCCAGAACCCCACGGUACACAUUCUCCUGGUCUUAGUACAAUGACCCUGUGCCUUCUGUUGCCUCCCUGGGCGCGAGGCUGAGGGAAGCAGGAUGGAGGGUGGGGAGAAACGACCGUCUCCCCCAUCCCGAUCCAGCCCAUCUCGGCCAGACGCAGCCAGGGGGCGAGACUGGCUAUGGACAGGUGACCCGUGGGGGACCCAUCCAGAGGCCUUAGCCCUUCACAGCCAUGAGACACUGCUACUGUUUGGGGGAAACGUCCCUCCCAAAGCUCUGUGCGCGACUCUGCCAUAGGACUAGACCCAAGGUCAGGCUCCGAUUCCUUGUCAUUCUGACAAUCUCCUUGUCCCCAAGCAGUUCAACAGCAGGUAGGAGGAACAGAAGACCAAGGGCAAAGGCCAGGACCCAGGCCAGCCUCCCCCCUGCCGGUCAGGCCUUGAGAAGGGGACCAGUCGGACCAGGGAGCUGCGCUCUCUGGAGCCACUUCCUCAAGAGAUGCUCUUUUUCUGAAGGGAACCAGUUUUAAGCUGUGAAACAGGACGAGAGGGUACAGACAAUAGUGGACGGUAUCUGGCAAAGCAGCCCCCUUCCUAUUCCUGAUCCCACCUCCCGGGAUCACUGUGGGAGGGAACCCAACCAUAGCAAGCAGGGACCCCUAGCGAUGCUAGGAGAGCUCGACCAAGUCCACGGAUGCAGAUCCUGCCAUCCUAACCAGGGUAUCUCCUCCAGAAAUCAUGGUGGCAGCAGCAUCUGUGCGUUUUCAAGGCUCCCGCUUUGAGGAAGGCGAAACUCCAGGCCCUCCCGACCAGUCCAUUCACUUACUGAUUCUCAACUCAAGACGGAUCUCUCUUUGGAAUCAUUCUCCCUUUAGAAAGAAAGGCUUUUCACAGCGCUAGAGAAUCCCGAUCUCUUGUAGGAGAAGCCUUUAGACUCUGGGAAUUUUUUAUAUUCACUUAUUCUGGUUUGUGAAUGCAUGAAUCAUGAUUGUAUGAUUGAACACACGCACUAGGGCUCACGGGGUUCUGGGGUUCUCAUUGUUCUGGCUGUUCUACCCACAAACACAGCCGACAUCCAGAGCCGUGCAUGUACAGGCAAUCCUACACGCGCACACACGCACACACACGGCCUUGCCGAUCACCCCGAGCCCAGGGCCAGGGAUGAACAUCAGCUUUCCCUGGUUGGAUCCAGCAGGGGAGUCAGGGAAGAUUGAAGGCCAGUAUCGGGAAGCCAGGAAGGAAUGGAUGCCUCUCUCAAAGGCUGGAGCUCCAAUGAGAUGGGUAGCAUCGUUCCGCCAAGCAGGGCCAUCUGCUGGGAGCUGGAUCCACUCCUAUGGAAGCAGCUGCGUUCCAUCUGGAGCAACAUGAUCGCCGGGUCACUCACUCCCCUCCUUACUUACUAUAUAUGGCCUUAGGCAAGUCUUUCAAUCUCCCUGUGCCUCCAUGUUGUCCUCUGUAAAAAUGGGGACAGUGUCUGGCAAACCUCUGGCAGCCUUUGGCUGGAUGGAGCAAUGUGUUCCCUCUUCCCCUGGCGACCCCUCGACAGGCAGGAAAUUUGCAUCUUCCCUUUGCCCUUGAGCACCUGGGCCUGCUUUUAUCCUUUUGAUAGAGACGUAAGGGAGUGCUCAGAGAUCACAACUUCCCAUCCUGAAAGCCUUGGCAACAAGCCCAGAGCAUCUGCUUGUUCAUACUGGUUUUGUGAAGCCUGUAGAUUAUUCUAAGGGGACUUGUCCAUAAAAGAAAUUUUUACAAUUUUCAUUUUUUUUUAAUUCCCUGUGACUCAGAUUCAGUCAAAUCAAGUGAUGUCCAAGCUGGGAGUAGCUCAUGGUCUCAAGCUUGGAAAUGAUUAGCUGCUUCUGCUCCAGAGCUGGGGAAGGGGUGCAUGCCUCUGGCCAGCCCCAAGAUAAGCCAUGCAUUGGGACCCAGUUCAGUCAGACGGCUUACGAAGGAAGUGUUUUCAUGUGUCCAAAACCAUCUUGAGUUUUAAGUAUGAAUAUUAAUCUUGAUGCUUUUUAAAUAUUGUAUUACUGCUAAGGUUUAGAAAAUACUGUUUUAAAAAAAACUUUUUUAAUUUCAAUAAUUUUUCUGUAUUCUAUCCUUCUGGGACCUGAAGGGGUUUUAUACGGUAAGCACACCUAACGUUUUGGUAAAACUGUAUCUGAUAUAUAUCCAUCUGUUUCUUCCCUGUAAGAAAACAAGUCUUACACCUAAUAAAAUAUUUUGAAGGGUUUUUUUUUUUCCUUUAUUGGUGCUGAAAGGAAUGAAUAGUUGAUGUGAAGGAGAAAAUAAAACAUUAAAACGCAAAA
Molecule: messenger RNA, 7447 nt
Organism: Monodelphis domestica (gray short-tailed opossum)
Lineage: Eukaryota; Metazoa; Chordata; Mammalia; Didelphimorphia; Didelphidae
Gene: SMPD3
Product: sphingomyelin phosphodiesterase 3
Biological process (GO): sphingomyelin metabolic process
Cellular component (GO): extracellular region; cytoplasm
Molecular function (GO): sphingomyelin phosphodiesterase activity
Source: RefSeq, a predicted model, not a curated record